This is a messenger RNA of Aegilops tauschii subsp. strangulata, 477 nucleotides long. The record is from RefSeq and is a predicted model, not a curated record. Lineage: Eukaryota; Viridiplantae; Streptophyta; Magnoliopsida; Poales; Poaceae.
AUGCCUCCCCCCGCGCGCUACUGUCGUUGCUGCUGCCGUGAUGCGCCGCUACUUUUGCUUGCUCCUGCUACUGUUCGCCGCUGGUUACCGUACUGCCGCUGCUGCGCAGCUGCUGCUUCCCCGCGGCUCGCGCCUGCCUCCUUCCGUGCUCGCCUGCGCAGCUCCGCUGCCUACUGCUCCCCCAGCUGCCUGCGCCCGCCGCCGUCUCCGCCCCGCGGCGCCUGGCCGCUUCCGCCGUCCGCCACGGCGGCCCUCUCCACUAACCGCGCCGCCCUGCUCCGUCCGCCGGAGCCAGGCUGUGCGCUCGCCCCUUCGCCCGCUGCCCCGCGGCGCCCUGUCAGGCUGGCGCUCGUCACCCGUUCCGCCCGGCGCCCGUUUCAUGCUGGUGCCCAGGAGUCAGAAGCAACUUUCGACGAGUCCUACUACACCAAGGGUGCCUACUACUACGUGCAGGCCCCCGCCGACGUCCAGGAGUAG